This is a messenger RNA of Ilex paraguariensis (yerba mate), 1143 nucleotides long. The record is from the annotation of a GenBank genome assembly. NCBI's taxonomy places the organism in Eukaryota, Viridiplantae, Streptophyta, Magnoliopsida, Aquifoliales, Aquifoliaceae.
AUGAGCAGCUGGAGGAAUCUGCUUUUGCGUAUUGGCGAGAAGUCCCCUGAAUACGGCGGCAACAUCGAUUUCAAAGAUCACAUUGAGACAUGUUCCGGCAUCAUUCGGCGAGAGUUAGAGCACUCCGGGGACGAUGUAUUGUCUAGGACUCUUACUGAUUUUGAAUGCUUAAUUUUUACAUCCUCGCAGUUCCUCCUCCAAUGUGCUGAACAAUUGCCUCACAAGAUUCCUCUGUAUGGGACGGUGGUUGGUUUGCUGAACUUGGAAAAUGAAGAGUUUGUCAGGACAGUAGUGGAGAACACUCAAACUAAUUUUCAGGAUGCUCUAAAUUAUGGAAAUUGCAACCGGAUUCGUAUACUGAUGCGAUUUCUGACUGCUUUGAUGUGCAGCAAAGUUCUCCCACCAAGUUCUUUGGUGGAUGUCUUUGAUACAUUUAUAUCAUCGGCUGCAACAACAGUGGAUGAGGAGAAAGGAAACCCCUCUUGGCAAGCAUGUGCUGACUUUUACAUAACUUGUAUUUUAUCCUGCCUUCCUUGGGGAGGAGCAGAACUUGUUGAGCAAGUUCCUGAGGAGGUUGAAAGGGUUAUGGUUGGAAUAGAAUCUUAUUUAAGAAUAAGGAAACGUGUUUCUGACAUUGGUUUCUCUGUGUUUGAGGAUAUUGAUGAAACUGAUGAAGCUCAUGCUGAAAAGGAUUUUAUGGAAGAUUUAUGGAGUCGGAUCCAGAAUCUUUCCAACAAUGGAUGGAAACUUGAAAGUGUUCCCAGACCCCACCUUUCAUUUGAGGCGCAGCUGGUUGCUGGAAAGUCUCAUGAUUUUGGUCCCAUCAGCUGUCCUGAGCAACCAGGUCAGCCUGCAGCACUUUCUGGGAUCACCUAUGGUAGACAAAAGCAUGAUGCCGAGUUGAUAUAUCCUCAGAGGAUACACAGGCUUAAUAUAUUUCCUGCAAAUAAAACUGAGGAUCUACAACCUAUAGAUCGCUUUGUUGUGGAAGAGUAUUUGUUGGAUGUGCUUUUGUUCUUGAAUGGCUGUCGAAAGGAAUGCACUUCCUACAUGGUUGGCCUACCUGUGCCUUUCCGAUAUGACUAUCUUAUGGCAGAGACAAUAUUCUCUCAGUUAACAUUUCUGUGGUACGAAAACAAAUGA